AUCCCCCAAGCGGCCAGCAGGAAUAUCACCAAAUUAGGUGCGGUUCCGUCUCGCAGGACUGCUGCAAUUAAAAACGUAAACAAAUCAUGUCUCAUCAAACCGGAAUACAAGCAAAUGAUGAGCUGAAGACUUACUUUUCCAAAUGCAGGAAUGGUAAAAUAAGGCUUCUCAAAGUGAUCAUAGACAAUGAGCAACUGUCGCUGGGCAACUGCAAACCUCUGGAUGGAAGCUGGGACAAGGAUUUUGACAGGUUCCUCACACCUGUUAUUGAGGAAAACAAUCCGUGCUACAUUUUGUACAGGUUGGAUAGUAAAAACUCCAUGGGUCAUGACUGGAUCUUGAUCAGCUGGUGCCCAGACACCGCCCCCAUCCGGCAGAAAAUGCUGUAUGCAUCCACAAAGGCCACACUGAAACAGGAGUUCGGCACUUCUUUAAUCAAGGAUGAGAUUCAUGGCACUGUUUUGUCUGAUGUAACUUUCAAUGGUUACAUGAAGCACUUACAAACUGGCGGAGCUCCAGCACCUCUUACGUCCAGAGAGGAAGAAUUACUGGAGAUUAAGAAGUCGGAGAUUAACACGGACGUCCAUAUAGAUACAAAGCAUCAAACGCUCGGCGGAGUGCUGUUUCCCAUUUCCGACGAAGCCAAGAACGCCAUCAAGCAGAUGUCUUUAGGUGUAUACGAUUAUCUUCAACUUAAAAUAGAUAUUAGCGAGGAGAAGGUGCAUUUGGUCACGGCCGAGAACUUAAAACUGGACGAGAUGAUCUCGAAGGUUCCCAGCGAAAGCGCUCGCUACCACUUAUUCAACUUCAAGCACACUCACGAACGAGAUUUCCUUGAAAGCAUUGUUUUCAUUUACUCCAUGCCCGGUUACAAUUGCUCAAUCAAAGAACGCAUGUUAUACUCCAGUUGUAAAGGACCUUUGACGGACACGAUCAUCAGCUGGGGCGUAAACAUUGCUAAAAAGUUGGAAAUUGAUGAUCCAACAGAACUAUCGGAACAGUAUUUGUACGAAGAGCUGCACCCAAUCAAGAACCUCCAGAAGCCGAAGUUCUCGAAGCCAAAGGGUCCACCCAGUCGAGGCCCGAAGAGACUCACGAAGACGGCCGAUCAGUAACUUGCCUUUUUACCACAAUUCCUAAUUACCACCAUUAUCGUUCUCUCUCUCUCUCUCUCCUUUUCGUUUAGUUCCCUCAGUUUUUUUUUUAUUAAUAAUUUUCUUUUUUUUUGGUUAUUUCCACGCGAAUCGCAAUCUUCCAAAGUUAAACGAAAAACGCGGAAUCACUAUUAAUUUAUAGUAAGAGACGAUUGAAUGUUUGGUUUCUUGUCGCCAGGGACGCAAUUUCCCGUGCUCAAAAUUACCGGUAAUAUGCGGACUUUCGCAUACCUAAAUCUACUAUUAACUAUAUGUUUUAAUCUGAUACAUAUUAAUAUUUACAUCCGUAAUUUACUGCACUAUUUUUUAUAUUUAUUAUAUAUUAAGUGUAUCUUCUAUGCGAGCGGCAUUAUUUAUUGUUGAAACGUAAAUUUUAUAUAUCAUUAUUAACGAUAAGAUCGUAACGUUUUGAAGUACGAAGAGAUGCGAACAUAUGAUGUUUUUUUUUUUUAAAUCGUAGAUGAUGUAACUAUUCAUUAAAAUGAAAUAAUCUAUUAACAUUUGUAUUGAUGGAUGGAAACGGCUUUCAGACUGCGUUUUUGAAGCGCAGGGACCAAAAUUAUAUACGAACAAAAAAUCUAA
Molecule: messenger RNA, 1736 nt
Organism: Nicrophorus vespilloides
Lineage: Eukaryota; Metazoa; Arthropoda; Insecta; Coleoptera; Silphidae
Gene: twf
Product: twinfilin
Exons: 8
Coding region: 87-1115 (342 amino acids)
Biological process (GO): regulation of lamellipodium assembly; barbed-end actin filament capping; positive regulation of neuron projection development
Cellular component (GO): myofibril; cytoplasm; actin filament
Molecular function (GO): actin filament binding; actin monomer binding
Source: RefSeq, a predicted model, not a curated record